Messenger RNA from Fonsecaea nubica, 1767 nucleotides. RefSeq lists its product as hypothetical. The record is from RefSeq and is a predicted model, not a curated record. The transcript has 3 exons. Lineage: Eukaryota; Fungi; Ascomycota; Eurotiomycetes; Chaetothyriales; Herpotrichiellaceae. The coding region runs from base 1 to 1767 and encodes 588 amino acids.
AUGUCGCAACCAAUUCAUUUUGUGCAUGAGACGAAGCCAGGGUCCUCAUUGGAUUCGAGCCAAGUACGUGCUCUCCGAUCACACGUCCGGAAAGUCAAUCUGGAGAGAUCAAACCAGAAAAGCACUCGGCGGCUAGAGAAUUUUCGCUCCUUGACCAUUACAGAUUUCUCAGAGGGAGGCAAAGUGAAAAGCGGCAAGCGAAAACAACCCCCGAGCGCGGAUGCCUGUAACAGUCUUGAACCGGAAAUUGAAAACCUUCCAUCACGAGAAGGUGGCUCGCAACAGUGCCCCCUGAAUCCCGGCGGUGCUGAUACUCCCUCAACCGCCUUUCAAUUCCUGUCGUCAUCGGCAGGCGAUGGUCCUCCGAGACGAUGCACUUGUGCGAAGACUGGCUCGAAGCCAAGCAAUCCCAAAUUGCCGAGCUCGGGUCAGCUCCCAGUUGUUGGUGCUUCGGCCUCCACCGACGAAUGCCAUCCAUACGCGGCGCAUAUUUCAAAAGCUAUUGAUCUCGAUCCAACACGGAUUGACUACCUUCUCAGGAGUUGUGCCUUUCAAGUGGCGGCCGAACCACUACUUGUCUCAGGGCCCGUCGAGGGGGACUUGACGGCGCUUUCCCUAUUUCCAGAGUGCUUGACUAACUCGGCAUUUCUUUACGCCCUUCUCUAUUCUAUUCUUCACAUCCAUAACUCCUGUAACACAACAAACGAGUCGCUUCUACUCAAGACGAAAGCCAUCGAAUGCCUGAGAGAAGACUUGCAGAAGGACGAUCCCAAUAUUCGAGCACUGUCAAUUGGAACAAUACUACUUCUUUCCUGUGUUGCGCACAUUCAGAGGGUCUUUAUAAGCUUCUCGAACAUUGCCAUGCAGAUGGCACGCAGCUACGGUCUGAUGUACUGCACGCAGUUUUCUGGUUCGUCAAGCCCAAAGACGCAGAUCGGAGUGGGCUUAUUGACCCUUCGUUGCAGGCAACACCUUCUAGGUACCGCGCUCGUGUGCACUCAACAUCAAUUCCAGCAACCAGAUUUCCGAGGCCUUCUUCUCGGCCAAAGCGAAGAAUUUCCUACUGCUUCACUGCCUACCCUACCACUUGGAUUUGUUCUACACGAAGAUGUCAUCAGCAGCGACGUCUUACUAUGUAUUCGCUACGUCCUUUACCUCCAAGAGCUCGUCGGGAUAGGUACUACCAACCGGGAGACGAUUGAAGACCUACAAGCAUCUAUCCAGUCUCGACUUGUCUUCCACGAGGACAGUUGUAAGAAAAUGGGCCAGAUAGCAGAAUGCUGCCGGUGGGCCGUAUAUAUUGUUUGUUACAUGACAAGCACGCCAACAUGGACGAGCGCCUUUGUGCCGCUCAGGCUGGCAGAGAAGCUCCUAGCACACCUCGACAAGAGCUUGGGCACAGAUCUGUGGCGCUAUCGACGCGACCUGUUUCUGUGGUUGCUGCUCGUCGGCAUGUCGGUGGGCAAUGGUCGGAACUGUUUCGCCGUGGAGCUUGCCUCUCGGUACCAAGAUUUCACCGACAAAGUAAUUGAGGACGUGCAAAAGUGGGACGAACUGCGGGAUGGAGCCAAGGCCCUCAACAACGUGGUGAAGCGGUUCAUCUACGCUCAAGACUGGGUUGCCAAAAGACAUCUGCUCCCCCGUUGGACGGAUCUGGAGAUGAGUGUGUUUCUGUGUGGUUCGGAUGAUGUUGACAUUGAGAUGGGAAACGAAGAGACCAAUGCUCUUCUACAAGAGCUGGUGCCGGAUACUAACCUUUUUGAGUGA